This is a messenger RNA of Patiria miniata (bat star), 3515 nucleotides long. RefSeq lists its product as uncharacterized. Bases 1 to 2856 code for a protein of 951 amino acids. The record is from RefSeq and is a predicted model, not a curated record. The transcript has 21 exons. Gene Ontology annotation, cellular component: signaling receptor complex. Gene Ontology annotation, biological process: protein phosphorylation; cell surface receptor protein tyrosine kinase signaling pathway; positive regulation of kinase activity. Lineage: Eukaryota; Metazoa; Echinodermata; Asteroidea; Valvatida; Asterinidae. Gene Ontology annotation, molecular function: transmembrane receptor protein tyrosine kinase activity; calcium ion binding; ATP binding.
AUGGGUGGCACCGUGUUGGGACUAUGUGCUACAAACUUGUCUAUAUUCCCUCACAAGGAGACAGGCUGUCUUGGGCUCAGGCUGAAGCUGCAUGCGUUGCUGAUGGUGGACAUCUUGCCAGCAUUCACACACACCAACAACAACAGUACAUCUAUGGAAGUUUUCUUCUGGAAUACAAACAAAAGUCCAGCUGAACCAGAUGGAGGGCAAGGACAGGAUUGUGUCUUCAUUUAUACCGAUGAAUUAAGCGGAGAAAGGACUGACAUCAACAACGCAUGGGGCGACGAUGGAUGCAAUACGAAAAACAACUUCAUCUGCAGUCAACCAUCCUUUAUACUAGUGCCAACCAUCAGCACUCAGUGUAUCACUGCUGGUCAAGUACCUGUAUCAGUGACGUGGAAUGAAGUUACUGGCAUCGAUAAAGAAACUGCGACUGUCAUUAGUGUAACUUGUCAAGAUUCUGAAGAUGGAAUGGAUGUGAACGUUACUGGAGGAAUCUUUGGAGUUGGAUCUCAUUCUGUCAUCUGUAUUGCUCGAUUCUCAGAUGGGAGAAUGGAGACUGCAAUACUCACAUUCAAUGUAACAAUAUCACCGUCUCUAACCCUGUCAACCGUUGGUGAACAGUUUACCGAUGAGGUCCAGUCAAAUGCAUCAGUAACUUGGCCAGCCGUCACUGCGACUACAUCUGAUGAUCAACCCAUCACAUGUACAGACUCAUCAGAAGAUGAAGUCAGUCUAACAGGAGGUGUGUUUGGAGUUGGAUCUCAUACGAUCAACUGCACAGUGAUUAAUGAUGGCGGAUGUAUUACAUCAGAGAACUUCACAUUCAAUGUCACAGUUUGUUCAUUGGGAUGUUUAAAUGGAGGAACCCUGAACUUACAGACAUGUCGUUGCGGAUGUGCACUGAGUUGGGUUGGACCUUCUUGUACAGAAUGUUCGUUGUCUGAAAAUAGCUGUUUGAAUGGUGGAUCACUGUCUACUGAAUAUUGUCAGUGUAUAUGUCCUGCUGAAUCAUCAGGUGUUACUUGUGAGGUGAAAGACCCAUGUAUAGCUACACCUGAUCCAUGUUCUGAGAUGACGGGUCAAUAUUGUGUACCAGACCCCUAUGAAUCCCCUGAUGGAUAUCAAUGUGAAUGUCUUGAGUUGGAUGGGUACUUCCUUAAUUCAGAUACAAACACCUGCACAAGAGAUGGUUUCAAGUCUGUAGUGGUCAUACUGACCGUCCGGGGUAUAAAUGGAACAGCUAUUAAAAUACAAAUAGACUUCAGCGAUUCGAACUCUGAAGGCUCUCAGGAAUUUUUAGCCACAAUUGCCAGAGUGAUCCAGUUUGAGCUUCUAAAUAACACAGCAACCAGAGACAUAGAAAGUGUUCGUGGUGUUCUUCUUCAUGUUGAGUCGGACAGCGUUGUGUUUACUGGUGUAGUUAGAGCGGCAGCUAUUUCUACUGUAACUGUUAGUAUAAUCCUGGAUGUGCUAACAACUAAAGCAGCCGAGGGAAUAUUAACUGAUGGAGUGACCACAUUACACAUAGAUCCAGCAAUUACUGUCAAAGAUACCAAUGAUUGUAACCCGAACCCAUGUGUGAACGGUGUAUGUGAGGAUGGUAUUAAUGCCUACACAUGCAUUUGUGCUGCAGGAUACGCUGGGAAAGACUGUGAAAUAAAGAUUGGUCAUGAGGACAUCACUGUUAUUCUUGUGGCUGCAGUCAGUGUGUUGGCUACAUUACUGGUUGUAAUAGUCGUCAUUGUUAUCUGGAGGAAGAUGAAGCAAAGGACUCCUCAUCGCUCUAGCUUAGCUAUGGAGAUGGUACCAGAACAUGCAUCCCGCAAGCCACAGAACAAUAUGCCAGCUAUUGGUUUGGAUUUAGUCGACUACGAUGACACCGCUGAAGCUGAAGGAAUAGUACCAUCCAUCGAUUAUGAGGACAUUGGACUUCCAACCUGGGCUGCAAGAUGGGAAAUUCUGUGGAGAAACCUAGUUGUUGACGAGCAAGUACUUGGAAAAGGCAACUUCGGAGAAGUCAGACUUGGAACUGUGAAUAUUGCUGGAGAGAAGACUAAGACUGCUAUUAAGAUUCUGAGAGGCAGUGCAUCAACCGGCGAACAAGAGGAUUUUAUGAAAGAAUUGCGAACCAUGACAGAUAUCGGCUACCAUCCCAAUGUUGUCUCUCUCUUAAGAGCAUGCUACCAUAAAGAUGUCCUGUAUGUUGCUAUGGAGUAUCUUCCCCAUGGUGACCUUCGUACCUUCCUGAGAUCCACUCUGUCAGAGUCAGAUAGUAAUCUCACUUCAGAUCAUCUGUUGAAGUUCGCUCUGGAUAUUUCUAUGGGAAUGCAACAUCUCUCUCGAUCAGGAGUGAUUCAUCGCGAUUUGGCUGCAAGAAAUAUCCUGCUUGGAGAAGGAUUAGUUGCUAAAGUUUCUGAUUUCGGACUUUCCCGGGUGGAGGAUAUUUACGUUCAGAUGUCAAUGAGACGUGUUCCCACUCGCUGGUUGGCCAUUGAAUCGUUGAUGAAUCAGACCUAUACCACCCAGAGUGAUGUGUGGUCAUUUGGAAUUGUCCUGUGGGAAAUAGCAACUCUAGGGGGAACACCCUAUCCAGCUAUCAAUGACACAGCAUCGUUGGCAGGUCGGCUAAAGGGAGGAUAUCGAAUGCCUCAACCAAGCAACUGUCGCCAGGAAAUAUACUCUGUGAUGCUUCAAUGCUGGGAUGACAAUCCCAACAACAGACCCUCCUUCACCGACUUGGUGUCUAUACUGGGACAAAUGGAUGACAAUAAGAUACAGCAUACAUACAUGACGGUGGACUUGUCUCACUAUGUGAAUUCCAGUGUCAUUCGGAGAGGGCUCGAUGACAGAUAAGAUAAUGUCACGAGGUUGCAAAACCAUAUUUAUCUCCACGGUGCUACUGCAAACUUAGCAUCUAAGGAUACAUUUAAAGUGAAGAUGCACGUUUGAAGAAUGCCCGCUCGCGCUCCCCCAUCCCUAAUAUGACAUUUCAGUUACACAAUAUAUUUAACUUUCUAGUUUUGAGGGGAUUGUAUACAAAUAUGCGUUAGUUGAAUUAGUUGAGUGGAAAGUACUACUUUAUUGCGAUUUAAAUUUUUUUUUUUAAUAUAAUGUGAGAUAAUUACUGCAAUUUGUUACAUAUAUCUACUUCUAAAAGAUAUACAAUCGCGCAUUUUAUUCGUGUAUGUUUGCUGUAUACUAAUUUCAAGUUCAAACUAUAAAUUUAAAGCACAAAUACAGAUCAAUAUUUUUUAUAUACAUAUUUACUCUUAGCCUUCAUGGUUAGGUGUUUUUGUAGUCAUAUGAACCUCUUACAACAAUAUUUGUAUCAUUCAUCAUGCCUGUUGAGAAACGUAAUUGUUAGUUUUAUUGUAGUAAUCGUUAUUUUGUAAAUAGUAACUUGAAUUAAGCCAGAGUUCAUCAUUUACAGCUAUCCAAAACGUAACUAUAGCGUAAUUAUUGUUGAAACACAUACUGGGUUGAAAGAUAGUAAGGGACUAAACUCCCUGUGA